UGCUUCUUCUUCAACAGCAAGCUGAUAUGACUGCUGCCCUUUAUAUUGUAGAACUGAGCGACUAAGAGUCGUGCUCUAAUACUUAAUUUGUGUGUUGUAAAUCUCAACUCUUGGACGAUGGACUAAUGAGCAGCCCGCUGGGAGUGCAAGUAAGCCAGAGAGACGGAGUGAGAGAGGGAGAGAAAGAGAAAGAGGCACAAAAUCAGCCAGACAGACAGCGAUUCAGCUUGUCACGCAGUCAAGCCGCCGUCGAACGCACGCAGCAGCUUAACGGCUUUUAUUGGCAUUGACAGAGUGAGAGAGAGAGAGAGAGUGUGUAGGCGGGAGAGCAUGUUUGAUGUCACCUGGCUGCCCACCGCUUGCGGCUCAUUGGCGCCCGCAUUGAUACCGCCGGCUCAUAUUGUCAUCCUUUGGUACUUUUGGGAGAAUUAUGCACGCUAUGUGGAUAGGCACUUCUGUACGUGCUCCUGCUGGGACACCGUAUUCAAGGGCCCCUACGAGUCGGGAGUGGCCGCGUACAAGCACAUGUACUUCAAUGCGACGCCGAACAGCUUCAAGAUGUGGAUACUUACCGUCUUUGCGGUAAUUGCACUUUACGAGUGCAUCAAGCGGCUCAUCGCAUUGAUCCUGCAGCAGCGUGUGCGCUACUCGAUGCUGCUGCUCUUCCUGCUCUCCAUCUUCUCGCACUAUUAUGCCUGGUGGGCGUACAUCAACUACUACAACGACGAUUACUACAAUCAAUGGAAUCACCAACUGUUCUUCACGAUAACGGAGCUGUUCUCCACCGUGCUGGUGAUGCACCUGGCCAACACAACGAACGUGGUCAAGCCGAAGAAGGUGUUCUGCAUUGUGGGCAUUGCGCUGCUGCACAUUUUGGCUGGCAGUUUCGAUCAGUUCUUCAUGAAUGUGGUGCGCGGCGAGGGUGCCGCCCAUCAGGUGGUGCGCGACAUUGGCUUUAUGCUGCCGGAUCUGUUGCAUCUGAUUGUGCCGCUGUGGCUGCUGCGCCGGGCGCGCAGUGAGAGCUUCACAACGCGUCCCUUCUACCGGGAUCGGAAGCUGCAUCGGGAUAUUGUGGCCAUGCUGUGCCUGGUCUCGAUGCUGUUUGUGCUCUGCACGAUUUUGUGAGAACGAAUCCUGUUGGGCGCCUACGAAGAGGCGCACGGCAAGAUAAAGCCCGCUCAGGAUGCUGCCGUCUUGCUGCUGAAUCGCUAUCGCAUGCUGGCCAACAGCAAUGUGCACAACUAGUGGACGACGGCGACGGCUGGACUGCUUGGCGGGGAUGAACUGUGGACAAUAUGCGGCACUUGCCAGUAAGUGUGUUUGGGGGGGAGACGGGCGCAGCCACGCCCCUCGGCUUGUAGUUUUGUGCUUUAUGUUUUGCAAUUUACGAUUUGUGAUAGUUUUUCGAAGAGAGAAGAGGGGAGAUAGAGAGGGAGAACUUUUUGGGAUUGGGGCACACAGAGAAUAUCGAAGCAUAUAUAUAUACAUAUGUAUGUAUACACAUACGAGUAUCAACUAAAUACUUAUCCAAGUACAUAAUCAAUACAGCAAUCUGUUGACUUCCAUUUAGAAAUGUUGGAACAUAUCCCG
Molecule: messenger RNA, 1590 nt
Organism: Drosophila navojoa
Lineage: Eukaryota; Metazoa; Arthropoda; Insecta; Diptera; Drosophilidae
Source: RefSeq, a predicted model, not a curated record